Messenger RNA from Misgurnus anguillicaudatus (oriental weatherfish), 2726 nucleotides. It is a transcript of the gene cacng2b, whose product is annotated as calcium channel, voltage-dependent, gamma subunit 2b. Gene Ontology annotation, cellular component: postsynaptic density membrane; AMPA glutamate receptor complex. Lineage: Eukaryota; Metazoa; Chordata; Actinopteri; Cypriniformes; Cobitidae. Gene Ontology annotation, biological process: transmission of nerve impulse; calcium ion transport; neurotransmitter receptor internalization. Gene Ontology annotation, molecular function: voltage-gated calcium channel activity; channel regulator activity. The record is from RefSeq and is a predicted model, not a curated record.
AGUCCGUGUCGAAGUCUUCACUGAUGUCCAUCUCACAUCGCAAGAGGGAGACAGUCGCCUUGGUAACGCGACUGUCACAUCAUCUGCAGAACAUUCAUCACUCUGUAAACAUCGAUGCACUUCACAUCCUAUACAGUCAGAUUUUACUUUGAUAAAAGAUUGAAAUCUGUAUUACGACCUUAAAUGUGGGUUUUUUUGUGUGAAGAUGAUUGUCGCAAGAGCCAUGCAGAUGUUUGCUCACGCGCGCGCGUGUGUGUGAACAGAACAGCGAUCAUUCUGUGAGGAAUACUGAAGAAUCUACAGUGAUAUCGAUACGUUCAUCCGUCACAUUAAACCCGAAUGAAAGUGUUUGAGGUUUCUCUCCAGCAACAAGCGGCGCCGCAGACAGACAGACAGAUAGACAGACAGACAGACAGCAGCAGCGACAGACAUCGACCCAAGAAUUACAUCUGCUGGAAAACGACACCGAGGAGAGAGAGAGAAUAUCAGAUGUUCCUGACUGACCCUGAGAUCCAUCGCCGCUGCUUUAUAUUCAUCGGUCGUGAUUCGGUGUUCGUAUCGUUGAUGGCGGGAGGGCUGAGGCGGUUCGGGUACCGGCUGUGACAGCUGCACAGGUUCGGGUGACAGCAGGGCUGAUGUUUGUGACUGAAGAUUUACAUUCACACUGGAAACGUUCGACGAUAUAAAGGCCACAUAUGGAAACUGGAGACCAGAAUUUUAGGAAAAAGGAAACCCGGUGAUUUUAUUUCAUUUUUCUUCGCUCGUUUCUUGACGAAUCUCCGCGAUGGAUUGAUUUCAUUGACGUCUUUCUGUUGAGUCAAAAUGGGUUUAACCCAUCAUGCUUUGUUUUAAACGGGAUAUGUUUUAAUCCCUCGCUUGAAUUCAUUACUCGGAUAUUCCGUUUAGAUUCAUGGAUACCGAGAACAGAACCGGAGGCACGCGCACGCGUCUGCUGUACCGGCGGCAGUGGUUUGGGAACGUGACGGAUGUUUUAUCUCUAUGAGUCUCGUUGUCUAAUGAUCAGACAGAUGACUAGUUUGAGAUGUAUAGUGAGAGUAUUACAUUAGUGAGACAGUAACGGGUUAAGAGUUCUUCAGAUCUUGAGAGAAGUGGCCUAGACAGGACUCGAUCUUCUCGUGCAGAUCAUCUUCAGAGCUUUGGGCUCUUUCACCCAUUCCGUUUCUUCUUGUUUCGGCCUCUCAGAUUUACAAAUAUUUAUUUCCUAUACAUCAAGAGGAAAGGGGGCUCCCCUUUCAUAGAAUGUGGGAACAUGGGUGCGUAUGAGCGCGGAGUCCAGAUGCUCCUGACCACUGUGGGUGCAUUCGCCGCCUUCAGCCUGAUGACCAUCGCUGUGGGCACGGACUACUGGCUCUACUCACGCGGGGUCUGCAAAAUAAAGACCACCAAUGAGAACGAGACCAGUAAGAAGAACGAGGAGGUGAUGACCCAUUCCGGCCUGUGGAGGACCUGCUGUCUUGAAGGUAAUUUUAAAGGGAUGUGUAAACACAUUGAUCAUUUUCCUGAAGGUGCGGAUUAUGAAGCUGAUGCGUCCGAGUAUUUCCUACGUGCGGUUCGAGCCUCCAGUAUAUUUCCCAUCCUCAGUGUUAUUCUGCUCUUUAUGGGAGGAUUGUGUGUCGCUGCGAGUGAGUUUUAUAAAUCUCAUCACAACAUCAUCCUGAGUUCAGGGAUCUUCUUUGUUUCUGCAGGUCUGAGUAACAUCAUCGGGAUAAUCGUGUACAUAUCAGCAAACGCGGGGGACCCGUCCAAGAGCGAUUCUAAAAAGAACAGCUACUCGUACGGUUGGAGUUUUUAUUUUGGCGCUCUGUCGUUCAUCAUGGCCGAGAUGGUGGGCGUUCUCGCCGUUCACAUGUUCAUCGACCGCCAUCGCGAGUUACGCUCGACUCGGACACGAGCGGGGACCGGCGACUAUCUCCAGGGCUCGGCCAUCGCGCGGAUCCCCAGCUAUCGCUACAGGUACCGGCGUCGCUCGCGCUCCUCCAGCAGGUCCACGGACCCGUCUCGCUCACGGGAAGCCUCGCCGGUGGGGUUGAAAGGGUUCCCGGCGUUGCCCUCAACAGAUAUUUCCAUGUAUACGCUCGGCCGCGGCGGCGAUACGCUUAAGGCCCCGCACGGAUCGCCGCCCAUGUACAACUCGGAAAGAGACCCGAACUUCCUACAGGUUCACAACUGCAUCCAGAAGGACUCGAAGGAUCCCAACCGUCGCACCACACCUGUAUGAGCGCCAACUGCUGGCGGGGAGGAGGACUGAAGCGAGUAAAAACGCUCUCUGGGAUAUUUCUAACGCUAAUGAUAACACGUUUACAUGUUGAAGCCCAAAAAAAGAAAAGUGAAAAUGCAUGAUUUUCUAAUCUUACAUCAACUAACACAUUUUUAGCCAUGUCUGCAAAGUUGACGCUGAAAAGAGAGUUGGUGUAUUUGAAGUUCUUGAUCUCUCUCUCUCUUCAUCUUAUUUUCAUUUCAUUUUGUUCCACAUCAAUACUGUGACUCUUGUGGCCGCUGUGACCCCAGGGAAGAUUAAAAACACCCACAAACUGGCCACAAUUUCAAUGUCAUCAUUAUAUAUAUGUAUUAAUGAUACAUACAUGACUAUAUAUAUAAAUAUACAUCUAUAAAAUACCAACUGUUAAUUAACACAAAUAGACUUCUUGAUUUAAAAAGAGAAAAAAAGAGCAGAAGUCAAUAAAGUGAUGAUGGAGAAACAUAAA